This is a messenger RNA of Ylistrum balloti, 990 nucleotides long. RefSeq names its product POU domain, class 4, transcription factor 3-like. The record is from RefSeq and is a predicted model, not a curated record. The transcript has 3 exons. Gene Ontology annotation, biological process: regulation of transcription by RNA polymerase II. The coding region runs from base 1 to 990 and encodes 329 amino acids. Gene Ontology annotation, molecular function: DNA-binding transcription factor activity, RNA polymerase II-specific; RNA polymerase II cis-regulatory region sequence-specific DNA binding. Lineage: Eukaryota; Metazoa; Mollusca; Bivalvia; Pectinida; Pectinidae.
AUGUCAUCUUAUGGACUGUAUCACCAUCCCCACCAGACGUUAACGACGUUGGGGUCAGCGCGUGAGUUCUCGGGAGGGGAACAUGACCAGUACCUUUGGAAUAAGGGAAAUUUCUUUGGUGGAGUUGAUGAUGGGUUACUUGCACGAGCUGAAGUUUUGGCUGCUGUUGACAUUUCUAAGCAAUCUUCACAACAGAUGAUGAAACACGAUGGUCUUUACGGUCAUACUGCAGACCUUGGGGGUCACAAUGCGACCCCUUCACGUCAACAGUUACAGAUGCACUCCCACCCGUCGUUCGGCCCUACCGAUGUCAUGCUUGAACAGCUUUCCUCUAACCCCUCUAUGUCCCUGGGUGGAAUGCCGGACCACCACAUGAGCAUCGCCAAUUCCCCACCCAUCAACCAUCACAACAUGUACGCACCUGUGUAUUCACACCCUAAUCCCAUGGGCAAUCAUCACGGGUUUGGGGGUCAUCACACAGUCCACCAUACUAUGCACGACACAGAAUGUGAUCCGAGGGAGCUGGAAGCAUUUGCAGAAAGGUUCAAGCAGAGAAGAAUAAAACUAGGUGUGACACAGGCUGAUGUAGGUAAUGCACUCGCUAACCUCAAACUACCUGGGGUCGGGUCCCUCAGUCAGAGCACGAUAUGCCGAUUUGAGUCGUUAACACUAAGUCAUAACAACAUGAUAGCCCUUAAACCUAUCUUACAAGCAUGGUUAGAGGAAGCUGAAAAACAAGCGCGGGAAAAAAGGGAAGCAGAAGGUCAAGGACUAGCCUGCUCAGAAAAGAAAAGAAAGAGGACAUCUAUUGCUGCACCUGAAAAGAGGUCAUUGGAAGCUUAUUUCGCAGUUCAACCAAGACCUUCUGGAGAAAAAAUAGCUCAAAUCGCAGAAAAAUUGGACCUUAAGAAAAAUGUAGUGAGGGUGUGGUUUUGCAAUCAGCGACAAAAGCAAAAAAGAAUGAAAUUUUCAGCAAUAGCUGGCCACUGA